AUGUUUAAGAAGCAACCAAAUCCCAAACCGUCGUCUAAUAUCAAGUCUUCCGAAAGACGUGGUCUUCUAGGGACGGUAUGCAAAGAAUAUGGCAUCAAUAAAGAGGAAUUGGCUAAAGAGAUUGAACUCAAGAUCGUUCCUUCAGUCAUCAAACAAGCAACCUACCAAAGCAUCCAAGGCCAUAAGGGUACUAUUUAUUAUGACACUGACGAAAAACCUGUGUGGUUUAAGACCAGGGAUUCUCCAUUAUAUCCGUCAAUCUAUACCCUUUGGCAGGUAGGAGGCAUUCUUCCUAUAAUUCUAACGAACAACCAUGUUAUCGAGAAAUUAUCUACCAAUGCAAAUCUUAUGUUACCAGGAAGUAUCCCACCAUUUGACCCAAGGGCUACUAGAGGUGCCUUGGUAGGAAUUGCUAGCUAUCAGACCCCCACUGUUGUCAAAGCUAUUGGACAUUGCUCUUUGAACUUGACUCAAUUUGAUAAUGUGGUUGGACGUCAGGGAACUGCUGUUACAAUUAUCCAUGUCAUUGAUGAUGAGCUCAUGAAGCUUUACGAUAAUGAUGUCGAGGUGCCUACUUCUGUAGAGCCUUACCUGCCUUCAGCGUACGAUAAUCUUAACAAGACGCUCAAAGCCUUAUACGGGGAGGAUGAGGAUGAAGAAGAAGAAGAAGAAGAUGAGGAGGGAGAAGAAGCAGCGACAUCUGAAGAUCACCAUGAAGAUGCUGAAGAUGUUCCGGAGGAGACUGGAACAAGUGAUAAUGGGGGUAAUGACGCUGACAACAUUGAAGCAACUUCCCAGGUAGCCGAAGACGAAAAUGCGUCUCAGACAGAAGAGCAAGAUUCCGUCGAAGGAGUAUCAGAAACUCUCUCUGAAUUGCUGGUUGAAGAUAUCGAUAACUUCUUCAACCGUUCGUUCAUUCAGCUGGUAAAACUCAACCCAAAGAUUGAACUUCCAAUCUCUGCAUCAAAUUUUAUGGGACAAUACAUUUUGAAGAAUUUGCCCAAAAUGGACUCCAAAUAUUGCAAUGUGAAGAAGACAUCAUGGAAGAAAAGUGCCAAAUUUCUCAAAUCAUUAGAGAAGCAGAAAUAUUUGCUGCUCAAGGGCAAAGGCGACGAUGUUAGUGUCGUAGCUAUAACGGUACCACCUGAAACGCUAGCCAACUUUGUCACGCAUAAAACGAAUGAUUCAAAUAAAGGCUCAGGGACAACACCUAGCAAGAAGGACCUCGAUAAAAAGUUAUCGGUUGUUUCGCUUUACAAACCAACUAGCAAAACAAGAAUGGUCUACAAUAAGGUCGACAAGGACUUUCAGAAAUUGUACACUCAAGUGCAAUUAAAAGACAUUGUGAACGAGUACAUCAAUGCGGCAUCUUUGGUCGACAAAGCUAAACCGAAGUUUAUCAGUGUGGAUGAACAUCUCAAAGCUGCCACUGGAAUCAAAGAUGAGAAGGUUACAAGAGAUAAAAUUAUUGCACCAUUCACUUCUAACCAUUCUCCUCAUUAUACAAUUCUCAAGCCUGGUGAAACAACUAUUCUGCCUAAGCAAGUUCAUAAGGGCCUGCCACCAAAGAUCAAGAUCUUGACUAGUACGGUCCUCGGCAGGAAAAAAGUCACCACUGUGGUUGAUUUUGAAAAGUUUUUUAUAAAACCAGCUACUCUAGCAGAAGACCUUAAGAACAAAUGUUCUGGAUCAACCUCGGUCGGUCAUAGUGUCCAUAACCCUAAUUUGACCGAAGUGAUGGUGCAAGGUCCCCAUGGACCAACUAUCGUGGAGUAUUUCAAAAACAAAGGUGUUCCAAUUUCAUUCAUUGACUUUGAAGAUAAGAGCAAGGGCAGAAGGAAACGAUAG
Candidozyma haemuli is the source of this 1848-nucleotide messenger RNA. RefSeq lists its product as uncharacterized. Gene Ontology annotation, biological process: formation of translation preinitiation complex; translational initiation. Lineage: Eukaryota; Fungi; Ascomycota; Pichiomycetes; Serinales; Metschnikowiaceae. Gene Ontology annotation, molecular function: translation initiation factor activity. The coding region runs from base 1 to 1848 and encodes 615 amino acids. The transcript has a single exon. The record is from RefSeq and is a predicted model, not a curated record.